AUGGCUUCAGACUCAGCUACAGACAAGGCUUCAUUGCCAUUCUCAGAACAACAUUAUUUCAGUUCUUAUGAUCAUUUCGGUAUUCAUGAAGAAAUGUUAAAAGAUCAAGUUAGAACACUAAGUUAUAGACAGGCAAUUUUGAAAAACAAAUCAUUAUUUAAAGAUAAAAUUGUCUUAGAUGUUGGUUGUGGUACUGGUAUCUUAUCAUUAUUCGCUGCCCAAGCUGGUGCAAAACAUGUUAUUGCCGUUGAUAUGUCAAAUAUUAUUGAAAUGGCUCAAAAAAUUGUCGAUUUAAAUGGUUAUAGUGAUAAAAUUACUUUAGUUAGAGGGAAAUUAGAAGAUGUUAAAUUACCUUAUCCUGAAGUUGAUAUCAUUAUUAGUGAAUGGAUGGGUUAUUUCUUAUUAUAUGAAAGUAUGUUGGAUACUGUUUUAUAUGCAAGAGAUCAUUUUUUGAAAAAAGGUGGAUUAAUCUUCCCAGAUAAAGCUACUAUGAGAAUUGCAGCCAUUGAAGAUGGUCAUUAUAAAGAUGAUAAAAUUCAUUAUUGGGAAAAUGUUUAUGGAUUUGAUUAUAGUCCUUUCAUCGACAUUGCUAUGUGUGAACCAUUAGUUGAUAUUGUGGAAAAUACUGCAGUUGCCACUACAAGUGCCUUAUUAACUGAAAUCGAUAUCAACACUGUCAAGAUUGAAGAUUUAGCAUUUUUCACAAAAUUCAAAUUAAAAGCUGUUAGAGAUGAUCAAAUUCAUGGAUUAGUUGCAUGGUUUGAUAUUUGGUUCCCAUGUGAUGAAGAGAAAAACAGAGUUUAUUUCUCAACUGGUCCACAUGCCAAUUAUACUCAUUGGAAACAAACUGUUGUUUAUUUAGAUCAAGUUUUAGAUGUUAAAAAAGAUGAAGAAAUUGAAUUCACUUUAGCUAAUAGACCAAAUGCUGUUAAUCCAAGAGAAUUAGAUAUUGAAGUUAAUUGGGAUCUCAAAGUUGAUGAUGAAUAUAGAUCAACAAAGGGUAAAUACAACUACUUCAUGCGUUAA
This is a messenger RNA of Hansenula anomala, 1026 nucleotides long. RefSeq names its product protein-arginine omega-N methyltransferase HMT1 (gene HMT1). Gene Ontology annotation, cellular component: nucleus. The coding region runs from base 1 to 1026 and encodes 341 amino acids. Gene Ontology annotation, molecular function: protein-arginine N-methyltransferase activity. Gene Ontology annotation, biological process: peptidyl-arginine methylation. The record is from RefSeq and is a predicted model, not a curated record. The transcript has a single exon. Lineage: Eukaryota; Fungi; Ascomycota; Saccharomycetes; Phaffomycetales; Wickerhamomycetaceae.